GCUUGAGCCUCGCGAUGUGCACGACAGUGGUGUAGCAGCAGCUUCAACGUGGAUACACAUUUUUGCGACAGGCCAUCCACGCAGCCACGAACCCUCGAUAGGUACCCGGCGGCAAAACAACUUUCGGUCCGAAUCGAUACCGUCGUCUACAAAGAACCCGGUUCUACUUUCGGCAGUCCCUGAAUCCCCGACAACCCCUCCAUCAGAGCUCGAAUCGAUCGAUCAUCAUCCAAGAAAAAUGGCAGCCAUCGCCAUGGGCGCGCAGCCUUUGCGCAUGACCUCCCUCUUCCCCCGCAUCUCCGCGCCAGCCUUCGCUCAGUCACCAAGGAUCCUCUCCCUCUACACACGCCAAGUCACCAACUCGUUCCUCCCGGCGCUCUCCUUCGCGCUCCCGGCUUUCAACCUCAACAUCCCCGCCUGGCUCGGCGGCAUCUGGGAGUCCAUCCUGCGAGCGGUACCCAAGAAGAAGACCUCUCACUCGAAGAAGAGACACAGGCAGAUGGCAGGCAAGGCGUUGCAGGAUGUCAAGUCUCUGUGCAAGUGCCCAGGCUGCGGCCAGAUCAAGAGGCAGCACAUGGUAUGCCCACACUGCCUGAGCAAGAUCAAGGAUAUGUGGAAAGAUGAGAACCCCUCAGGGAAGUUCGUUUAAAUCGCCCAAUGGCCGUGUAACAUUUCGAGACGUGUAUAUUCAAGUGUACAAUUUGUUAGCAUACUUUGGCGUUUGGGACAAUCCAUCACCUUCUUCCGAC
Colletotrichum scovillei is the source of this 749-nucleotide messenger RNA. RefSeq names its product ribosomal L32p family protein. Lineage: Eukaryota; Fungi; Ascomycota; Sordariomycetes; Glomerellales; Glomerellaceae. The transcript has 2 exons. Gene Ontology annotation, biological process: translation. Gene Ontology annotation, cellular component: mitochondrial large ribosomal subunit. Gene Ontology annotation, molecular function: structural constituent of ribosome. The record is from RefSeq and is a predicted model, not a curated record. The coding region runs from base 239 to 649 and encodes 136 amino acids.